AUGAACGAGGCACGGUUUGAAACAUGCUACAUCGAUUGGACGACUCCAAGCGGGCGGCGAGCCGGGAAGGAGACAGGGCACUUCAUGGCAUGGCAGACCAUGGCAGGAGCGACGAGACAGAAACUGGGCAAUGUGGCUCUCGCUCCGAGCCAAGCCAAGCCAGCUGCGUCCGGAUAUGUGCAGAUGGCAGGUUUCAGUGCAUUCACACACUUCAGCGCGCGUCAUGUCACCUUGUAUACAGGUACAGGUAGCAGCACCCUCAGGCUGUCUGCUUGGACGGGGAGAGCGUGGUCUAGACCUGCUCGACCGUCGCAGUCGACAUCUCGACACCCUGUUGGCCAGCAGCGUCCCUGCUCUGCCGUGACCGACCCCCGGCGUCCGUUUCCCUGGCCCGAUCUUGGAUAA
Molecule: messenger RNA, 405 nt
Organism: Colletotrichum destructivum
Lineage: Eukaryota; Fungi; Ascomycota; Sordariomycetes; Glomerellales; Glomerellaceae
Exons: 2
Coding region: 1-405 (134 amino acids)
Source: RefSeq, a predicted model, not a curated record